AUGGAUGAGAACAAAAAUCCACACUGUCCAGUUUCCCAUCAGUUUUCGAGACUGGCUGCCAAACCAGAUGAGAUUGGAGCAAGUGCUUCCUCUAACUUCAGUGAACAUUGGACACCAUUUAGUAGAAUUUCUCCACAAGCAGAUCAGGCAGCAUUAAAAAAUCUCUGCUCAUGGAAUCCACUAGAUUUGCCAGAUUUUGUUCCACUGUCUGAACCAGUUCAAGUGAAUUCAGACACAAACAGCAUUCUCACUGAUUUUGGAGUAUUUAAUGGCAGCGCUGAGUUUAUUGGCCACAACCACUUUGAUUGGAAUAGAAGGAAUACUUUACCAAAGUUUAAAGUUAAAGACGGUUUAACUGGAGAAUUAACAGAUGCUUCUAAGAAGAGAAUGCAGAGAUGCAGUUUUGACAGCCAAAGACAGUCCAAGUUACAGCCUGACUUUCAGAGAGCAAAUCAUACUUUCAAUUAUGAAGAUAUUGACUCUAAUUCUCAGUUGCAUCAGCAAAUGCAUCGUCAAUCAUUUCAUGAGAUUUUGGUAGGUCUGGGCACUUCAGAUUGUCACUCGCAGUCAAGUCCAUUAGAUAAAGAUACUCGCUGUAGUACAGUUACGUCCGAGAAUGUGCUACUGGAAGGAGUAACACUAGUUGGCAGCACUGCUGAUGGAGGACUGUCCAGUAAGAUUUCUGGUGAGAACUGGUCACAUGUUAAUUUUCUUGGUGCACCACUCCCAUUUAGUCAUAGUAGUACUGCACAUCAGCUUUCCACACACAAAACGCAGAACUUGGAUAAUUUUCCAGAAACAUCAAGUUUUCCAGAGACAACUGAAGAUGAUGUAACAGCAUACUUACAGAUGUUUGACCCACUAAGUGUCAUUCAGGAUGCUGGAAGCAAAACAGACAGGCAAGGUCAUUCAAAUGUAAAUACCACUGUUAUAAGCCCGCAGAAACAUAGGCCUUAUACCACGAGCAAACAAUGGAAUUUGCGGAAUGCUAACAAAAUUCACUCACCAGAUAAAGCAAUCCCUAGUCAGCCUCAGACACGUGGCCCAUCAUCUGAAGCAACAUUGUCUGCAGAUUUAUUAAAGCUAUCUUACUCUGAUGUUGCAAAAACACAUAAACAUGGACCAAUAUUUGGUGCUAAACCUGAUCAUUCUCAUAGUGAAGACAGUAUUAAAAACAACACCUUUGAGAAGAAAUUAAAAAAGGAUGAACAACUGUUCAAGCUCCCGGGAAAGAGCAAUGUGUUAGACUCUAAGUCUGUGCUGAAAGGAUCUUUAGGGGAAGAGUCUGAUAAAGCAAAACUAGCCCAGCCUGCCAAACCGCCAUUGUCUUCAAAACUUACUAGUUCAUCGUCUCAGCAAACGGCCCCGAAGAAAGAUUUGUUUUUUGAUCCAAAAAGAAUCUUCCAGUAUGAAAACAAAAACAAGGUACAAAAUCUAGCUGAGAAUUUAACUUCAAACAAGACCACACCACCAGCAGCCACUGCAACUUCCACCAAGGUCUCCAGCAAUGCCUGUCAGCAGGAUUACAUCAACAACGAUUUCAGAGACACUAGUAAACUCACAAACAAGACUGCAGCAUCUGAGAGCGGGCAGCGGAUUAAUU
This is a messenger RNA of Candidula unifasciata, 1603 nucleotides long. Lineage: Eukaryota; Metazoa; Mollusca; Gastropoda; Stylommatophora; Geomitridae. The record is from the annotation of a GenBank genome assembly.